CAUGCCCAACGCAGCCCAAACCAAGCCCAAGCCCAUCACUAAACCCAAGAAAUCCUCUGCUCAGCCUGUUCCUUCUACUCAUGCUAUUGUAGCAAAGCCCAAACCGGUCCAGAAGCGAUAUCGUAACAGUAGCUCCGAUGUCGAAUCUGAAGAAGAGCACCCUGCAUCGAAGAAAGCCAAGCCGUUGACGAAGAUGAAGCAGACUACAAAGGCCUCGCAGUCCAGCAAAACCGAGGAAUCCAAGAAGGCCAAGAAAAUUGGUAUCCGGAAGCUUCCUUCACCGCCUGUGACCUCUGAUAGGGAUGACCUCGAGGAUGCGAAUGACGACUACGAGGACGAAGAGGACACUUCUGCGGUCAAAUCAGAUAGCAGCGACGACAACGAUGGUAGGGUUGGUGGUGACACAGUGAAGAUCAAGAGCAGUGACAAUGAUGACUCGGACGAGCCAGUUCAACCCAAGGCCAAGGCUUCUCGUACUAAGCAAAAACGAUACAAGGUCCUACAGCAAAUUACAUCAGAAGAUGGGAAGGCACCAGAAAAACGCAAGGAGAACCUGGAAGAGUGCAUAAAAAUUCUGUCUGAUGCUCAUAAGUGGGGGAAACUCAUGCCUCGUGCUAUCAAUCUAUGGGUCGACCCAGAAGAUGUCCUCCUUGAAGGCAUUGAGCAUUCUCUAGGUUCUGACAGCUCUUCAGAUAAAGGACCAAAUAUUCAUGCCUACGAGAUUCUAACAUCACUGUGGUCAAUCGACCUAUCAUCAGAUCUCGAGUACUUCGUGGACGCUGAUGAUGGUAUUUCGAAGAUCUGCACUGCGGUUCACAAGGGUUUCAAGGCUGGACAUCAAGAAGACACGCACAAGAUUCGCGAGGCUAUACUCAAGAUCAUUGUGAAGGAUCCUCGCAAGGAAACACUCUCAAUACCGGUCCCUGUCAUCAAACCAGCGCAAGGCUUCAAUUACUUUGAAACAGCUCGACUUUUAUGCCCUCAAAACUAUCUGGAAACAUUUGAUAGCGACGAUAAAUGGCGUCAGCAGCUACGUGAAGGGAAGAUCCGGAUCACUCAUUGGGAGCUGCCAUCUUUUUUGUUUGACCAGUCGAAGGCUUCGCUCGAUGAUGAUCUUGCCGGAUGCAUGGAGGGCUAUGUCCUCGUCAGAACCGUCAAGCACCUUCUUUUGAGCGAUGGUAUUCCAGGCAAAACCAAGGGCCCAACUCGCCCACCAAUCGCAAAAAUUUACAAGAUCAAGACCAUCACUGGCCGUAUAAUUGCAUACGGCGCAUGUCAGGCUCGCUACGCUCUUUCCUCCGUCGAUGGAUGGACGCGCUGGGAUGGGAAGUUCAAUCUUGCAAAGCUGUAUGACACGAUAGUUGAUAUGUACGAGGACUUCCCUGAAGAUCCAUGGGCCGUUCAGUCCCUUGCCUGGUGGAACAAGGAAAUUUUCGGGAAUUCAGCCGGUGAUGACGACGAGGAUGAAGAUGACAUGGUACCACCACCAGAAAGCACCGUUGCCAGGAUGGCCGAAGCUCGCCGACAACGUCAAGAAAUUCACAAGGCUGCUCGUGUCGCUGCAGAUGUUGGUGAUCUCCUUCGAAAUGGUGGAUUUCCAUUCACGAAGCCUGAGAGCACGUAG
This is a messenger RNA of Desarmillaria tabescens, 1624 nucleotides long. RefSeq lists its product as uncharacterized. The transcript has 8 exons. The annotation marks the transcript as partial. The record is from RefSeq and is a predicted model, not a curated record. Lineage: Eukaryota; Fungi; Basidiomycota; Agaricomycetes; Agaricales; Physalacriaceae.